Molecule: messenger RNA, 1151 nt
Organism: Camelina sativa (false flax)
Lineage: Eukaryota; Viridiplantae; Streptophyta; Magnoliopsida; Brassicales; Brassicaceae
Source: RefSeq, a predicted model, not a curated record
AUGUCUCUGCUCUUCGGUCUUGUUGCAAAACAUUAUGUUGAAGAAGGUGACACGGCCCGUUUCUGCUCAUAUCCACGACAAACCCCGUACAUGCUUUUCAAAACUAAGUUUGUAUGCGACGAAGAUGGAAAUUAUUAUACAACUUUCUAUUUAUUUAAUCCAAGGAGUGAAAAAAUCAUCACGAUUACUAACAAAUAUUAUCUAAAAGUUUCACAGUACUUGCGCAAACUCGUCCUCCUUGGAACCUCACGUGGCUGGCAAUUUCUUUUGCGUGUGGAUGAUUCGAUUAUAUAUCUCACCAACGUGUAUAAUCCUUGGUCUUCAGAUUCAUCCACCAAAACCAUUGCUCUGCCUUCAUUGUUAUAUACUGGUGAACUCAUUAUAGGCUCAGUUUCAUUGUCCACUCCUUUUCCCGACCAGGACGGUGAUUAUAUAGUGAGUAUCAGCGUUUCUGGAUCUAAACUGUAUUAUUGUAUGCCUAAUCGAGAUUCAGAGUGGACAUGUAUAGACAUCCCAUUCUCCUGCGAUUUCGACUCACCUCUCGUUUAUUCUUGGAAAGACCAAAUGUUUUACCUCCUCACUACAGGAUGUGCCUACAUGGCUGCCUUGGAUCUCAAAAACAAUAAGAAGCCUAGCUUCCUUCAAAUACAGUUUGAGAACUUCCCUUUGAUACCACAACACGAGUGGGAGAUAUUGGCUUCAUGUACACGGCGUGACAAUAUUGUUGAGUCGUCGUCUUCUGGCGAACGUUUCAUUGUUCAAUGGUACGUACCGGCCUACAAUGGGAACAUUUAUGUACUUUGGAAAACCAAGCGAGUCAUGGUGUUCAGGAAAGAAGAGGAAGAGGAUGACAAAGUACUCCAAGGAAGCAAAAUGAUAGCUUAUUAUAACUACACAGAGAGUAUUGGAGAUCUUUGCAUUUUCAUUGGGCGCAAUGAGACAUUCUGUUUAGAGGCAAGCAAGUAUCCUGGACUGAGGCCUAACUCUAUAUACUAUGCUGGCCGUGGCUUUGGUGUUUACGAUAUCAGUAAUAGAAGCGCCCGCGAGUAUGACUUAACUGACUUUCCUGAUUUUUUUGGCCACCCAAUGUGUUUUCUUUCUCCACCUCUCCAUUAGAGCUAUAGGUUGAUAUCCUUUUAAUGCUUUUCAUU